Messenger RNA from Eremothecium cymbalariae DBVPG#7215, 411 nucleotides. It is a transcript of the gene PFD1, whose product is annotated as prefolding complex chaperone subunit. The record is from RefSeq and is a predicted model, not a curated record. Lineage: Eukaryota; Fungi; Ascomycota; Saccharomycetes; Saccharomycetales; Saccharomycetaceae. Gene Ontology annotation, cellular component: prefoldin complex; cytoplasm. Gene Ontology annotation, molecular function: protein folding chaperone. The coding region runs from base 1 to 411 and encodes 136 amino acids. The transcript has a single exon. Gene Ontology annotation, biological process: protein folding.
AUGAAAAAGGCAUACAAGAUACAAUGCUCAGAAGUAUAUACAACAAGAAGAUGGAACAAUUCCCUUAAGAUGUCCGGAGGAGAUAACUCAAUCCAGGAAAUUGCAGCAGGUUUGCGGAGCAAUAAGGCACAGCUUGAAUUAGUUAUUACUCAGUUAAACCAAUUACAGAGACAAAAACUGCUUGCUCAAGUCACGGCAAAGGAAUUAAGCUCUUAUCCUGUUGGUGAUGUUUGGAGAUCAUGUGGAAAAAUGUUCAUCACUCAAGACAAACAGGAGUAUACUGAGCAGCUUACAAAGCAAGAGAAAACUAUCAACGACCAGAUCAAAGCGUUAAUGAUAAAGAAGAACUAUAUUGAAACCACCCUGAACAACGCAAUGGAUGUUUUGAGGAAGUCCGUCCAACAACAGUGA